Messenger RNA from Talaromyces atroroseus, 2403 nucleotides. RefSeq lists its product as hypothetical. The record is from RefSeq and is a predicted model, not a curated record. The transcript is spliced from 5 exons. Bases 1 to 2403 code for a protein of 800 amino acids. Lineage: Eukaryota; Fungi; Ascomycota; Eurotiomycetes; Eurotiales; Trichocomaceae.
AUGGUGGUCUGGGAUCUUUUUGAGCACAAUCGCAUAUUCCAAGGCAAAAAUCCCGAAAAUGGAUACGAUCAAGUAUACCAUCUUGCAGAAAUGGAAGCCAUACUAGGGCCUCCUCCUCUCGACUUCAUCAAACGAAGCGAGCACAGUCUUCGAUACUGGGAUGAAAAUGACACUGCACGGGUAGUGUCUCUAGUCCGCCAUAAAUGGCUUCCGAUUCCAGGCCUGAGACAGAAUGACAGCUAUUCUUGGGAUCUGCUGCCCCAGGCACAACAGAGAGCCCGUCGAAAUAUGCGCCUUGCAUUAAACAGUGGAGGCAUCGACAGCCCACCGGAACUAGAUUCCUCUGAUGAAGCGCCCUCAGUGAAUGUCUCUUCGCUAUCGUUACCCGUCUACCACAACGUCACGGGAAAGCUAAGGGGAGAUUGGAUUAGGCAUCCUUUGCCCCAUGAGUCUCAUCUGAAUGUUACUGCUUUGGUGCAGGAAUACGAUUUCGUGACACAAGAGUUUGGCCUUAAUAUAACUGGUGAUUCGGGAAGAUUGUAUGUUGAUUUUGUGGAGGGCGAUGAUCACCAAAUCGGAGAUCUAGGACUGCCAGUGCGCGAAAUCCGCGCGGACUUGGCCAUCGAGAGCGACGCUUCGUGGGGCAGCACUUGGUAUAUGGGUACUUACGGCCUACACUUUCCCGACCAAGGUGCUAUCAUUCUGACGACGACAAGCGAAAAGUUCGGCGGACUUCUGUCUCUGCCUUAUUUUACACUCUCGCAGGAUACAUUCAAUGCUUCUUACAGCGCAAUUAUGCAAGCGCUUUCAAACAACAUCGCUAAAAGACGGAGAUUCGAAACAACAUUCUUCCCCUUGUCCUCACUUCCCCAUGGAGGUCAACCCAUGUCCUUUCUCGCACCGAGAUGCGAGUAUAUCAUUUAUAUACAGCAACGCCCAAUAGGCAUUAGCGGAGGCGCUCCAGGUCAGACAGUAUUGGACCAAAUUGAAACAGAACUCCGAUUCCCUUUGGGCGCUCCGAUUCCCCCUCCCCCGAUGAUGGAAAUGUCUGUCGUCAUGUUCUCGCCCGACUGUGGGAUACUUCUCGAAUCGAAAGGUGCGCCAGAUUAUCCGCCUUCAGAAGGUCUGUACGUUAUCGGUCCAAAACAAGAAGAAUACAGAAAAUUUACGUCACGUACGAUAUAUGCGCUAGGUGCAAUCAUGGUAGGACAGUUGUAUCUGCUACUGCGACAGAUAAAAGAAGCCUCUACCCCGUCUACUAGAAGCCGUAUCAGCUUCUAUACCAUCGCACUCAUGGCUUUAGGUGAUGCGAUUGUCAUGAGCUUGACGUUGUUGACUUUAUUUGCCAACACCUCAUUCAUUGAGAUCUCAGCCACUUCUUUCCUUAUAUUUCUUUCAGUCUCUUACUUAGGCAUGAGGUUCAUGAUGGAAGUUUGGGCGGUGCAGGUACCUGAGAGACGCAAUCAGGACCGUCAGAAUGACACAAACAACCAGGAUAGUCUCCCCCCUCCUGUCACAGCACCUGCGGCUGUUAGUUCUGGUGCUACCCCUAUUGUAUUGCCUGACGAACAACCUACGGCCGAUGAGGGUUCAACUGCUCCCACAACUACCCCGAGUCCAACUCAAAACACGAUGCCCUCACAAACAGAAGUGGGAGCAGAUGUGGGAGCGAUGUAUGCACGGUUUUACUUUGUUCUAGGCUGUGUGGGAAUUGUCUCUCUUUGGUCCUUUCUUUUCCCGAGUAAAGUGGGUGCGAUAUAUGCUAAGAUUGCCGGCUUCAUUUACCUAUCCUUUUGGACGCCACAAAUCUACCGCAACAUCAUGCGCAAUUGCCGCAAGGCUUUAACAUGGGAAUUCGUUGUUGGGGAGAGCGUUCUCCGUCUGUUCCCGUUUGUGUACUUUCUUACAGCUCGAGGCAACGUCCUGUUCAUUCGUACCGACACAACUACAGCAUUGGCUAUGGUCGGUUGGGUUUGGCUUCAGGCAUGGAUUCUUGCCAGCCAAGAUAUCCUGGGUCCUCGAUUCUUCAUACCUAACGGCUGGGCACCACCGGCAUAUGACUAUCAUCCCGUCAUACACGAUACCUCUGCAUCCGGCACUGGCGAUGAUCUGGAAUCGGGCACUACCCUACCAAUUGGCUAUCUCCGCGCAGAAGAACGAGAUGCUGCAACUGCCAGCAGCUGCCAGGUAAAUAAACCACCGCGACCGGAGGACAAGAAGAAGAAAACAUUCGACUGUGCCAUAUGCAUGCAGGACAUUGAGGUUCCCAUCAUUGUCUCUCCACAUGGUAUUGGAGCGUCCAGCAUGACUGAUGGCGCAAGUAGCAUUCUUGGCCGGCGUGCAUAUAUGCACAUGUCUAGAGAGCUGGAUGAGGCUAAGACUGCAAUGUCCGAUCUGUCGUGA